CGGGAGGGGGGACGAGGGGCGGACCCUGUCCAGCCCCGCCCCGCGCCGGAGAAGAGCCGGAGCCCCGCCGGAGCCCCGCCGGAGCCCCACCGGAGCCCCGCCGGAGCCCGGCCUCAGACCCAGCCAGAUCAGGCACCAGCGGAACCGGAACCGCGGACCCUGCGCCCCGGCGGCGCCGGAGCCCCGGCCGGUGAAAGCAAAGUCCUUGGACUGGCCCCACACUCCCUUGUAGCCCUGGUAGAGUCAAGAUGUGGCCCCAUCAUGCCCUUCAGUGAGGCCUGCAGCCUGAGCAGAUAGCAUGGCCUGCCACUGGAGGUGAACACCAUGGCUACAGGAGGUGGCCGGGCCUUUGCUUGGCAGGUGUUCCCACCCAUGCCCACCUGCCGGGUAUAUGGUACAGUGGCAUACCAGGAUGGGCACCUGCUAGUGUUGGGGGGCUGUGGCCGAGCUGGACUGCCUUUGGACACUGCCGAGACAUUGGACAUGGCCUCACAUACGUGGCUGGCACUGGCGCCCCUGCCCACUGCCCGGGCUGGUGCGGCUGCUGUGGUACUGGGCAAGCAGGUGCUAGUGGUGGGCGGUGUGGAUGAGGGCCAGAGCCCGGUAGCUGCUGUGGAGGCCUUCCUGGCUGACGAGGGCCGCUGGGAGCGUCGGGCCACCCUACCUCAGGCAGCCAUGGGGGUUGCAACUGUGGAGAGAGAUGGUAUGGUGUAUGCACUGGGGGGAAUGGGCCCUGACACAACCCCCCAGGCCCAGGUUCGGGUGUAUGAACCCCGCCGGGACUGCUGGCUUUCGCUGCCUUCGAUGCCCACACCCUGCUACGGGGCCUCCACCUUCCUGAACGGGAACAAGAUCUAUGUCCUGGGGGGCCGCCAGGGCAAGCUCCCAGUGACUGCUUUUGAGGCCUUUGAUCUGGAGGCCCGUACCUGGACCCGACACCCAAGCCUGCCCAGCCGCCGGGCCUUUGCCGGCUGCGUGAUGGCCGAAGGCAGCGUCUUUAGCCUGGGUGGCCUGCAGCAGCCCGGGCCCCACAAUUUCUACUCCCGCCCACACUUUGUCAACACUGUGGAGAUGUUCGACCUGGAGCAUGGGUCCUGGACCAAGCUGCCCCGAAGCCUGCGCAUGAGGGAUAAGAGGGCUGACUUUGUGGUUGGCUCACUUGGGGACCACAUCGUGGCCAUUGGGGGCCUUGGAAACCAGCCGUGCCCUCUGGGCUCUGUGGAGGGCUUCAGCCUUGCACGGCGGCGCUGGGAGGCACUGCCUCCCAUGCCCACAGCCCGCUGCUCCUGUUCUAGCCUGCAGGCUGGGCCCCGGCUGUUUGCCAUCGGGGGUGUGGCCCAGGGUCCCAGUCAAGCUGUGGAGGCACUGUGUCUGCGUGAUGGGGUCUGAAUGCCUGAUGGGACCUGUCCACUGGAGCAGUUCAGUGCCAGAAGCAGAUGUCUGUGGUUCCUUUUGCUGCUGAGAAAGCUCACUGUGGCUCUGUGGGAUGAGGGAGGCACAGGGUGGGGCACUUGAGACACCGUGUCUGGGACUUGGGGGUGGCCUUCAUCUUUAGCAAAGGACACACAUACCUUUAUACCCACCUUUACUCCCUUUCAUUCACGGACCAUGCCCAGCUCCACCCUUGCUCUGGAACCUACUGGGCCCUCUGUCCAACUGGGAAGUGGGGGAGGGCAGAGCUGGCCUCCUGCCCUACAGGUCAGUGCCUACCUGGAGUUGAUCAGGCCCUCCCCAAUGGCUGUUCCUGAAAAGUCCUAGCUGUCAGCCUGCCUUGAAGGCCCUUGUGGACUCAGAAGAGGUAAGAGAGGGUGGGAACACAGAGGGGUACAGGAGUGGAUGUGGGGACUUCCAGAGGGCCAGAAGAAUGGUGGCUUUGGGCCCUUUACACUGCUGGCUGUGUGACCUUGGGCAAGUCAUUUCACCUCUCUGUGCCUCAGCAUCCUCAUCUAUAAAUGGGGAUCUCUGAAACCUUCCUGCCCUACCUACCUCACAGGGCUGUUGUGAGGAUCCAGGGAGUUCAGAUGUGGAAGUAAAAGUGCUGCUAAAUCUGGC
Molecule: messenger RNA, 2052 nt
Organism: Orcinus orca (killer whale)
Lineage: Eukaryota; Metazoa; Chordata; Mammalia; Artiodactyla; Delphinidae
Gene: KLHDC8B
Product: kelch domain containing 8B
Exons: 6
Coding region: 325-1389 (354 amino acids)
Molecular function (GO): protein binding
Source: RefSeq, a predicted model, not a curated record